Messenger RNA from Eurytemora carolleeae, 2128 nucleotides. RefSeq names its product protein OSCP1 (gene OSCP1). The coding region runs from base 238 to 1359 and encodes 373 amino acids. NCBI's taxonomy places the organism in Eukaryota, Metazoa, Arthropoda, Copepoda, Calanoida, Temoridae. Gene Ontology annotation, biological process: transport. The record is from RefSeq and is a predicted model, not a curated record. The transcript is spliced from 9 exons. Gene Ontology annotation, cellular component: cytoplasm; plasma membrane.
UUAAAAUAUCAAAAGUUUACACCAUAAAGUUGCAAUGAUAAAGGGAUUAGAAAAUUUGAGUUGUGGCAAAAACUCUUUUAACUCGGAUUUAACUAGUGAUUAUUGACAUAUCCCCGAUUUUAUCUGAAAAAUUUUGAAACAAGGUACUUUCAGAAAUCAACUAUCAGAUUUCUGAUGAAAUAAAGGCGUAAUAUUUUUGAAAAUUGUUCUCAGAUCACGUGGAUUUAACGAAUCAGUAUGUCCCAGCGAACCCUACCUCUCCUGUUUGUAAACCUGGGGGGAGAAAUGCUCUACGUUCUACAACAGAGACUACAUGCACAGGGUGUUGAUUCAGAGAAAUCUGGAAAAGUGAUGAACGAUAUUAUUUCUACAAUGUUUAACAACAAGUUUAUUGAAGAUAUUUUCACUAAACAUCAACCUAUAUACUCCAGGAAAGUAAUGAAAACAAUGUUUUCAAAGUUGGCGCAUGCCUCCAUCAUGAAACUAAACCCUGCUAGUAUGGAUAAGCUGUAUGACCUGAUGACCAUGGCGGUCAAACACCAGGUUUUGAUGUGCCGGAACCCUUGCCAUCUAAUAUCCGUAUCCUUGAAUCAUCUUGAUUCAAUUCUAAACCAUGUUACUUUAAUACAGGUGAAGACCAGUGUUCAGACUGCAUUCCGUUAUAUUGUACAGAACUACGUAGGGAUGUCCAUGUUUGAACUUCAAUCUAUUCGGUACAGUCUACUGAGUUUCUUUCAAGAUGUUCAUGUCCGGGUAUCCAUCUAUCUAGCAGAGGGAUUACAGCAUAAAAGUGGAAGGUUUGUUAUAUAUCCUGCUACAACUCUCAGCCCAGGAAUGGAACCUCCCGGAGAUAUCAGGUUUAUGGAUGGAUCCGGAGAAAUCAGAGAUAGGGAGCAGUUCUAUCCCGGAGAAAGAUAUAGUAUGGAGGAGGGUGUGCUAGGACUAAAUAUCGGAGAUAUACGUACUACUCCGCUAGGAACCAACAUGUACUCCGGUAAAAAUACUCCGAUGGACCAGCUCUCCGACCCGGAGAGUCCCAAGAAACCCUCCAACCUAGUGAGAAAGGAUGAGGAUAGUUCUCUAGCUAAGGAGGAGCUGAACCUACUCGCUAGACUAAUCGGAACCGAAACCUCGUCAAGUGUCAAGGAGUUUAAACUAAACCUAUUCGAAGGAGAGAGGAUGGAUGAGGAUGAUUCCUCCAGUUCUCCACCUAUCCUGGAUGAGAGUAAACACGUGAGUAUUGAUCUGAAAUCAGGACGGACUAGAGGAGAUCUUGAGAAGAUAAUAGAUGAGAUGACAGUUGAUGUGAAGGAUGAAGAGGAUGAAGAUCUUCUUGCUCUCAUGGAUAAAGCAAUCUAAUCUCUAUAGUCUUUAAGUGAUUGCGAACGUAAUUUAAUAACCUUGAAUUAAAAGAUGUUUUUAUUGUAGCUACUAGCAUAUGUGACCAGCGUUGCCCGUGAAAUAAAAAAAUCGAAUUUUAAAGAAGAAAAAAAUGAUUUUUGAAAUAAGAUGUCGAAUUUUUAUAGCCUUUGCUUACCCAUGGGUUUCCUCAGAUCAGCCAAUUUGGUUCAGCCGUUUAGCAAGCUUUAGCUAACAUAUAUAUUUAUAUUUUAAUAUAUAUAUAUAUAUAUAUAUAUGAGCGAAGAGCUUUAUUAUAUAAAUUUACUUGCAUAAAGUAAAGUGAAGAAAUAUCACAAAUAUAGGGUGGACUUCAGAGACAUCAAUACGAAAUUUUCUAAUUUGUUUCUCUAACUUUCUUUGCCAAAUCAUUCAGCAUACAUAAGAAAGACUCUAUUCAAACCCGAAGACUAUAUUUAAUCUUAAUAUUUUCAUAUUUUAAGAGAAAAAGGUCGUCAUUAAAGAGAUUAAGGUCGUCAUUAAAGUCUGAUACUUCGUGGGUGACCCUGUAGAUUCUAAGAUAAAGCAUUACGUGGUGAAACUUUAAUCUUCAAUCAAACUUUUUAAAUGAAAGUACAUUUUACAGUUUACAACCUCCUAAGUACUGAAUGUUAUUAUAAAUUAAAAAAAUCUUUUUAAUUGUUUAUUUUUUUCUGAAAUUUUGCUUGCAUCUGUAUUAUCUAAAUUGUUCAUACGUGACUUCUUUAUAAAUAUAUGUUUUAAAUAUGUU